This is a messenger RNA of Limulus polyphemus (Atlantic horseshoe crab), 746 nucleotides long. RefSeq names its product L-carnitine dehydrogenase-like. The transcript has 8 exons. The record is from RefSeq and is a predicted model, not a curated record. The annotation marks the transcript as partial. Gene Ontology annotation, biological process: fatty acid metabolic process. Gene Ontology annotation, molecular function: NAD+ binding. NCBI's taxonomy places the organism in Eukaryota, Metazoa, Arthropoda, Merostomata, Xiphosura, Limulidae.
CCGAGCAUGCGCCGGAUUCCGUUAGACCUGGAAUAAUAGCAGAAAGACGUGUUUAUCAUGGCACUAUCAAAAAUUGGACUCGUAGGAUGUGGUAUAUUAGGUGGCAAGAUAGCAGAGAACCCAGUCACUGGAAAGGAAGAAGCCUGCAGAGACAGCUUAUGUGGCUACACAUCAGUUGGACCAUCCUACUUAGGUGACUUUGCUUACCAUGGCCUUGAGGUUUGGGUGUAUGACCAAAAUAAUGAAGUUUUGGACAGUUUAGUAGUACGUCUCAAGUAUGACAAGGAAAAACUAUGGAAAGAUAAAUUGAUGAUGCAGACAGACUUUGUUGGAAAUGUGUAUUAUAUGAACAAACUAGAAAGAGUUGCGAAGAAAUCAAAAUUCAUAUUUGAGUGUGUAAAUGAAGAUUUGAAGAUUAAACAAGAUGUAAUUGAGCGUAUAUCUCAUUGUUGCAGUCCAGAUGCUAUAAUAGCUUCAAGCACCAUGAACCUGAAAUUGGAUGAAGUGUUUGCAAAAGCAGUACAUCCAGAGAGAUGUAUUGGUGUUCGGUUUUUGUCUCCUGUCUAUUGUAUACCAGAAGUUGAAUUAACUCUUAGCUCAGUGACCAGCAAUGAAACACUGACAAAAGUUCAGGUAUUCCUUGGGAAUAUGGGGAAGAUACCAUAUUUCCGUACUAGGAAUGAAGCCCAUCUUCUCACCAAUGAAGAAAAGGAAGCCAGAAGAAUUGGUGAGACACUUGUUUUGCA